AUGCCUCCCUCCAAGACGUCCACCGUACUUGUGAGCCCACCUCGCCCACCACCCACCAAGUCACCCACCGAGUCCCGCACCGAGUUGCCCGCUCAUAGUGCCUCCCUACCACUAUUUACCGUUCCUGUGGGCUGGACUACCAAUCCCCCAAGUCCGGCGUACAAAGGAGAGUGGGAGGGCCCCGAAUCGGAGGGUCAGAUGAUGGCUCGGUACUUUGGGCUUGGACGAGGAAGACCGAGCAUGGAGAAUACUGUCAUUGCGCGACACGAUAUUUUCCGAUCGCUUGAUUGCGCACAAGGGUCGCAGUAA
Messenger RNA from Penicillium samsonianum, 309 nucleotides. RefSeq lists its product as uncharacterized. NCBI's taxonomy places the organism in Eukaryota, Fungi, Ascomycota, Eurotiomycetes, Eurotiales, Aspergillaceae. Bases 1 to 309 code for a protein of 102 amino acids. The transcript has 3 exons. The record is from RefSeq and is a predicted model, not a curated record.